AUCGACGUGAAGAGCGAGUACUGAGGAGGCGUUAACAUGAGUGGGGAGGGAAGCUCAGGUGGCGGGAUGGAGGGAAGUGGGGGUUACCCACCACCAUCCGACAGCCGCAAGUGUUACAAGUGCGGGGAGGGAGGUCACUUUAUUAGGGACUGCGCGGAGUUCUGGAAAGCCAAGGCUCUCGGACGUCCUUUCGUCCCUUCACUACAACCUUCGGCAGCAGGACGAACUGGCAGAGCGGCAAUGGGAGGUGCUUUGGACAGUAGCAUGAGACGAAGCAGAUCGGCGAACAGCGGGAGUGAGAGGAGCGCUACAACGGAUGAUACCAACACCUUGAUGAGGGAAUAUCUCGUUCAAAUGGCCGAAGAAAGAAGAAUUCGAGUGGAGCGUGAGGCGGAAGAAGAACGAAGACGUACGGAGGAAGAGGCAAGGAGGAUACGGGAGAAUAAACGACUUCGGCGCUUGGAAGAACGACAGAAACCGGAGGAGGAGCGGGAUGCUAGGCUUCUUCAUAUCAUACGAAGCGAGAUGUGCAAGGAUCGCGAAGAAGAGAGGGAAAGAUACGAGAAGAAGGGGAAGAUGGCGGCUAGGAGUACUGGUAUGACCGAGACGGUAGAAGAAGAGAAGGAAAGACUUAGGCGGUUGAUCGCGCCUAGGACCCUUGGAGUUGCCGAUAACUUUGAAGACGAGGAGCUACUCACAUUGAGGAUGCUUGCGUGUAAGCUUGGACAAGCGGAAAAACACAAACGUGGACCAGAUCUCCCCAUCGGGAAUAGUCCACCUGUUGUCACACCAGAAGAGAAACCUGCUGGGGUGAUGUCUGAUGAGGCGAGGGCACGGAUUGAGCUGCUGAAGACGGAACGGGUGAGUGAGCCGACAGCAACAAGUACACCUACGAAGAUUGACCUAUCACUGAAGCACAUCUUGGCCACGUGUGGUCCCGGAGGAAAGGAGAAAUUUGAGAAGGAAUGUUUCGACUUCUACGAUGCACUUACGAUCGAGGAGCUAAAAGAAGCUUGUCGUCAGGAGAAGGUUGCGUACGGCAAUCGUGAUUUGGCCAUCAAGCGUCUGAUCAUCCGAAGAGCGGUGGUGGCGUAUGACCCGACGGUGAUACCGUUACCAUCCUCGACGCCACGAGUGCAAACGCGCAGCAACAAGGGAGUUGUGCUGAAGGAGGAAGCUGCACACGAGCAGUACGACUCGGAGGAUUCCCUCUCCGAUGAUGAGUCUGAGUGAGAACGUGGUCGUUGCGACGACUACUGGGCACUACCUGGUAAGAUCCGGGAUAGUAGGAUCAGUAACGGGCGAAUUGAUAAGGAUGA
Chara braunii is the source of this 1319-nucleotide messenger RNA. The record is from the annotation of a GenBank genome assembly. NCBI's taxonomy places the organism in Eukaryota, Viridiplantae, Streptophyta, Charophyceae, Charales, Characeae.